This is a messenger RNA of Amaranthus tricolor (Joseph's coat), 1938 nucleotides long. Its product is annotated as protein EARLY STARVATION 1, chloroplastic. Gene Ontology annotation, cellular component: chloroplast stroma; starch grain. The transcript is spliced from 11 exons. The coding region runs from base 503 to 1777 and encodes 424 amino acids. NCBI's taxonomy places the organism in Eukaryota, Viridiplantae, Streptophyta, Magnoliopsida, Caryophyllales, Amaranthaceae. Gene Ontology annotation, molecular function: starch binding. Gene Ontology annotation, biological process: starch metabolic process; regulation of starch metabolic process. The record is from RefSeq and is a predicted model, not a curated record.
CAGUAGGUCUAAUUUGGAAACAUAUUUACAGGCUUACAGCCACGGAUUUCUUGAAUGCCCUAGCAAGUUACCACCUCUCUCUUCGAGCGGCGUCAAAUGUGACUCGAUAAAAUGUCUCGAAACGCAGACCAUUUUUCUUCUUCUCUCCACCUCAUUAUAUUCUCUGUUUUUUUUCUAAUUAUUUUUUCCUCAUUUUCGCUCUUUUUCCUUUCUAUAUAAACCCACAUUCACAUUAACGAAAAAACCUCUCUGUCCUUCGUUUUUUCUCUCUCUAACUUCGAGCUCAAAUCUUUACUCUCGAAAACUAAUUUCGCCAUUUCUCUUUCUACAUUUCUCAAACUUAGGGUUUCUAGAGAUUAACAUUGUUCAUAAAUAAAGCAAUCAAUUACAUGAUAUUGUAACAAAUUUCAUUGCGGUUUUUUAGAUUUGUAAUCGAUUCAUUGAAAUUGACAUUCAAGCUGAGAGAUUAUCGAAGAGAUAGAGAAAAAAACGGUAUAAUAUAAUGGCGGCAAGUUCCGCCGGUGGAUUUACGACACCAUUUUUAAGCAUAAAGCUUCGUGGUGAUUUCCACGACGACGUUUCAUUCCUUCGAGUCCAUUGCGGACGCUUCGAGUUCGGAAAAAAGUGUAGAAUUAUUUGCUGUUCUUCCUCGAACUCAGAUGUUUCAAGAAAUACUAUGCAUGGAGAAAAGAACGAAAAAUGGCGGCAGUUUGAUCGGAAGAAGAGUUCGCGUUCUACUAUUGCGCGUACAGUUCGAAGACAUGCUUUGCCUUCUUCACCUUUUGCUUCCCCUUCAGUUCGCUACCGUUCUAAACCUCGCUGUACUCCACGUAACUCAGGUCCACAAUCUCGUGACACACCACCCAAAAGAGAUACUGGUAUUGCAAAUGAGAAAGAUUGGGGCAUCAACUUAUUAAACGAAAAUGUGAAUGAAGCUGGCAUCAAUGAAGAUGGAAGCUCCUGGUAUCGUGAAGGCGGGGAAGAACUUGGUGAGAAUGGCUACAGAUGUAGGUGGACAAGGAUGGGUGGGCAAUCUGAAGAUGGCUCCUCUGAAUGGAAGGAAACGUGGUGGGAAAAAAGUGACUGGACAGGAUAUAAGGAACUAGGUGUUGAAAAAUCUGGAAGAAAUGCUGAGGGAGAUUCAUGGUGGGAAACAUGGCAAGAAAUGCUGCACCAAGAUGAGUGGAGUAAUAUAGCACGGAUAGAAAGAAGUGCCCAGAAGCAGGCUAAAUCAGGCACUGAAAAUGCUGGAUGGUAUGAAAAAUGGUGGGAGAAAUAUGAUGCUAAAGGCUGGACUGAGAAAGGGGCACACAAAUACGGCAGACUGAAUGAACAGUCGUGGUGGGAGAAGUGGGGAGAGCACUAUGACGGAAGAGGAUCUGUUCUAAAAUGGACAGAUAAGUGGGCCGAGACAGAACUUGGAACUAAAUGGGGAGACAAGUGGGAGGAGAAAUUUUUCACUGGCAUUGGUUCUCGCCAAGGUGAAACUUGGCAUGUAUCUCCAAGUGGUGAACGUUGGUCUAGGACAUGGGGUGAAGAACACUUUGGAAACGGCAAGGUACACAAGUAUGGCAAAAGUACAACAGGAGAAAGCUGGGAUAUAGUGGUGGAUGAGGGAACCUAUUACGAGGCUGAACCUCAUUACGGAUGGGCAGAUGUGGUAGGAGAUUCAACACAGCUGCUCUCAAUCCAACCACGAGACAGACCACCAGGAGUUUAUCCAAAUCCUCCUCCACCACCCAUUGAUGGUGGUUCAGACAUGCCUCCAUCUUCAUGACAAAGGGAAAGCAAAUUUUCCUUUGAUUGAUUUUCCUGUCAAGUUUAGUCUGAUAUUUAAACUCAAAUUAAUUUGCUUCGUUUAAAAUAGUUUCUAGCGGAUUCUCCUAUGAUUUAUCAAUUCUUUUGUCAAUAAAUAUCUCUGGGUUAAAAAUUAAACUG